AUGGUAGCCCAGAGUACAACAACCAGAACUGCAGAGGGAAUGUACAAAUCUACAAUGCACAAGAACACAGAAGGGCAACCAGAUACAGUAGAGUUAAAUGAUGGGGCAAGUGCUGUGCUAUUUGGAAAAGUGCCGUUUACUCCACCACUGCACGCAACAGAUCGUGACAGCUGCCACCCCAUUGAAGUCACACGUCCCGACACCCUUCCCCAUCCUCUGAUAAUACGCAUCAAACGCAUACGACGCAUGCGCCACCACAGUAUCAGGCUCAUAGCACGGCCCACCAGGCUUCAACAGCGAGCAGUCCACCCGCCCAGGCCCGCAGGCCCAAUCCAAGCCCGCCUGCAGCAUCUUCUCAUCCGCUCCUUUCCUCGCCACACAAUAAGUCUGAUUCAUCGUAUCAUUCGCAAAAACCGUCCCCGACCCCGCCAGCCUCAGCGAGUACACCGGCACCCCAUCCCCCGUGAAAAGACCCCAAUUUCUCUCCGAAACAGGCUCUGGCCUUAG
Molecule: messenger RNA, 507 nt
Organism: Striga asiatica
Lineage: Eukaryota; Viridiplantae; Streptophyta; Magnoliopsida; Lamiales; Orobanchaceae
Source: the annotation of a GenBank genome assembly